Messenger RNA from Schistocerca serialis cubense, 4096 nucleotides. RefSeq names its product cytochrome P450 9e2-like. Gene Ontology annotation, molecular function: oxidoreductase activity, acting on paired donors, with incorporation or reduction of molecular oxygen; iron ion binding; monooxygenase activity. The transcript has 9 exons. Bases 457 to 2034 code for a protein of 525 amino acids. NCBI's taxonomy places the organism in Eukaryota, Metazoa, Arthropoda, Insecta, Orthoptera, Acrididae. The record is from RefSeq and is a predicted model, not a curated record.
CUCCGACCAGCAAACCAAAGUUCUGGCAGUUUAAGGAAUCAGAAGAGGAAUGGAUUGAAUACCUGACUCACUUCAGCGCAUUGUCAUGUUCGUCGUGUGUGUUCAAGUAACGUACGUAGAACACGAAACAACACCAAUACAAAAACAGCCAGUGAAAGAGCGUACUCCCGACAAUGCAGUCGAUACCCAUUCCAGUGAGGAGGGUUCCAGCUUACCAGAGAGCACCAUGUCGAGGUACUGGCAGCCCACGACCUGCUCGUAGCUGGGCUGCCCCCCACUCUUCUCCAUCAGCUCGUCCACCUCCCUCUGGAGCCGCCUCUGGACGUCCUGGUGUGUGGCCAGCAGGUAGCUGCAGAAGGUCAGUGCAGUGGACACGGUGUCGAAGCCGGCGAAGAAGAAUAUCAUCGCCUGGGCUGCUACAUCUUCGUCGGUGAGGCCUGCCAUCAUGCAGAGAAGAUGGUUGUCGACUGCUGGACGUUAUGGGUGUCACUGGUGCUGGGAGCCACGGCAGUGUUCAUCCUCUGGUGGCGCCGCUGCGUCGGUGUCUUCGCCCAUCGCAGAGUUCCAUACGUGACGCCUUUGCCAGUAGUGGGCAACAUGCUGGACGUGGUGUUCUGCAGGAAGUCCAUGCCUGACAUUCUCAAUGAACUCUAUCAGAAGUUGGACCCACACCCCUAUGCAGGUCUCUUCUCGUUUACGAUCCCUGUCCUACUGAUUAGAGAUCCCGAAUUGAUACGUUCCAUCACUGUCAAGGAUUUUGACCACUUUACUGACCAUAUGAAUUUCAUCAAUGCAGAAAAGAGCAAUCCACUCUCACAGAAGAUGCUUGUCGCAUUGAAAGGAAAAGAGUGGCAUGACAUGAGAACCACGCUGAGCCCUGCUUUUACUACGAUGAAAAUUAAGAAUAUGUUCAUGCUGAUAGCAGACAUUGGACAACAAGUUGUUGCUUACUUAGAGAAACGAACAGGUGAUUUUGAUGUUUCCACUGGAAAUGAGAACUUGCUCGUACUGGAGAUGAAAGACUUCUUCACACGCAUCACCAAUGACGUCAUCGCAACGACAGCGUUCGGUAUCAAAGUAGACUCGCUGUCGGAGCCGGACAACUUGUUCUACCGGAUGGGUCGCGACCUCACAGCCGUCAGAGUGAUCGUCGGCAUCGGAUACACGCUGUUUCCGAAACUCAUGCAGCUGCUAGGAAUACCAUUCAUGGACCGGACUGCAACAGAGUUUUUCAAAUCCACGGUGAUCGAAACCAUCGAGACCCGUGAAAAGCAGGGAAUCGUUCGCCCCGACGUCAUCCAUUUGCUCAUGCAGGCGCGUCGUGCCGAACUGCGCUCAGAAGAGGCGGGCAAGGACGGAAGCACCGAAGGCAAAGGAAAACGUCUGACCAAUGACGAUAUUGCGGCACAGGCAAUACUGUUCUUCUUUGGCGGUUUCGAUACGGUGUCGACGUUGAUGACUUUCUGCAGCUACUUGCUGGCGACUCACGAGGACGUCCAGAGGAGAUUGCAGCAGGAGGUGGAUGACGUCAUGAAGAAGAAUCGCGGCCAACCCGACUACGAACAGGUCAUGGCCUGCCAGUACCUCGACAUGGUCAUCUCCGAAACACUACGGAUGUACACGCCAGGUGUGGCGCUGGACAGGGUGUGUGUGCGUCCCUACCAGCUGCCGGACACGGAGACCUGCCGAGGCGUCAAGGUGAGGCCAGGCGAGAUCGUCGGGAUCCCCGUGUACUGCAUCCACCACGACGCCAGGUACCAUCCAGACCCAGAAACGUUCGACCCGGAACGCUUCAGUCCAGAUAACAAGCACCGCAUCAAGCCCUUUACAUUCCUGCCCUUCGGAUCAGGACCUCGUGUAUGUAUCGCCCAGAGGUUCGCGCUGAUGGAGACCAAGGUGGUGCUGCUGUACCUGGUGUCCAGGUUCAGCUUCCACGUGGUCGCCAAGACGCCGGUGCCUCUGCAGAUCCAGCCAAACAAUCUUACACUCUCUAUCAAGGGUGGCGCCUGGGUCGGCGUUCGGCGAAGACCUUAAGGAAAAAGCUCCUGCACUUCAUCAUACAGAAGAGUGAGAGGAAAGGAAAUCUGAUACUUCAUUAAAUUUUAGUGGCAGUCCGCGUAUUCGACAAUCCACGGCGUAAUCCAAAUCACAAACGUACAUCAGGCGAGGUCAAAACCGUACUGCUCAAUGGUGCAUAAGUAAAGGCUUCAGAUUUUUUAUUCGUGUCAAAGGCAUCAAUUACAAGAGAAUUAAAUGAAAUUAACAGUUAUAAAACAUGUAAGUAGACAGUGGACAUUAACAUGUAAACAUGGAAAAGGACAAAGAAAUCUAGAACUAACUUGCUUUGGUCUAAACGUGAGCUACAUUCAAAGCAUUACAGUUAGCACACAGUUAGAAGUAACUGUACAUAAAUGAACAUUCAUAAAUACACUUAAGUAAAGACUAACAGUCAUUGAAUUAAAUUGUCUUCGCCCAGAAACGGGCAACGUCCAGGGCGCUAGAACUGGCCAGCAUCAACUCUUCUUCGGUCCACGAUGACGGGCACAGACGGCAGUUGCGCGGGUGAGACAUCGUCUGCUCCUCUCCAUUCUCACAAGUUUAGGGUCCUCCAGCUUAUCCCCAUUUUUCAAGAGUUUUCUUACACCACUCAACAGCAGUUUGUAAUCUGCUGAGGGACUUCCAGGUACACCAGCUCUCAUUAUCACCGGGAGGUAGUUCUUCUUUUGGUUGUCUACAGCCUACAGGAGCAGUCUCUACUCUCUUUCUCCAUAUGUCUAGCCUUUGGUUUGUGUUGUUGUUGUUUACAUAGAACCUUACUAAACUUUUUCUGGACCUCAAGUGAGACGGUGCUGGCGAAUGGCCAAAUAAUGGGUGAGUGUCAGAUGUCAAGGCUCUAUGUCCUUCUGCUUGAGCAGCUGCUUGACGCCUGAUGUCGGGCGGAGAUAUAUCUGAUAGACGAUACAGGCACCCAGUGAUUCCUCGGCACGUCUCAUUCAAAGCGAAGUCCACGGGCCUAGCAUGGCAGGACUUACGCCAGACAGGCCCUGAAUACUCGACCGCAGACUAGCACAACGCCAAAGCCCAAAUCCGAAUAGUGACUGGCUGUGCAAUCCAGUUAGAUGCCUUUAGUUUUCCUAUAAUAUUAUUCCUUGCGGAUACUUUCAUUUUGGUGUUCUGACAAUGCGUUUUGAACGUUAGGGUCUAAUCUAAGGUCACCCUAAGAUAGUUUGCGGAAAAUGAAUGUUCAAGUUGAGUGCCAUUCCAUGAAAUAUUUAGUUGUUGGUUGGUAUGUCUGUUUUUUAGGUGGAAAGCACAGACUCGUGUUUUCGUAGGGUUAGGCCUUAUUAUUUUUGUAGAACCGUCCUAGUGCUUCCAGUGCUUCAGACAGCUUAUUUUCGGCGCCAUGGAAAUCCUUUCCCUGGAUGGCUAAUGCGAGAUCAUCCGUAUACAGAAAACUCCUUUUGUACAGCGGGAGUAGUUGAUCAUUCAUAUAAAUAUUAAAGAGUAUAGGGGCCAGAACACUGCCUGUUCCCCUGUAGUCUCCAUCUACUGCGCCGUUUUUGAAAUUCCACGAAAAAUCUCCUGUUGCUAAGGAAGUUGGUCUUGUUGUGGCACCGUCUUUUCCUCUGCGCAGUCUGAUUCAUUCUUAGUUGAAGUGUGGUAAGUGAUGGACGUAUUCAGUAGUGCUACGUUGACUUGUGCUUGUAUCUGUUAGGUAAGGGGUAUGGUAAAGAACAGCAAGGAUGAGUAUGACGUCUACAUUGAAAGGUGAAAGGAAUAUGUAUGUGUUGCAUAAUGUUAUUUUUGAAGAGUAGUAGUCUGAGGUGAGAUAGAAGCAUUGUGCAACUAGGAACAAUUAUUGUCAGCUAGUUAACUUACUCACAGCUCAGAAAUAGGCCACCACACUUCCUUGAGUCAUGCGUCAACAUAAUUAUUGCUUAAGCUGUUUGACGCUUAUAGAAAUUCUCUAUUAACAUUGGAUCGUUUUUAAAUCACUGUUCACUUUGUUAAGCAUAGUAUUUCUCAGACCAAUGUUAUGUUUUAAGACCAUGCAAAGUUUCACUCUAUCUUUUUGAGUAUAUACUUCAUUCUAAAA